This is a messenger RNA of Cajanus cajan (pigeon pea), 1177 nucleotides long. RefSeq lists its product as uncharacterized. NCBI's taxonomy places the organism in Eukaryota, Viridiplantae, Streptophyta, Magnoliopsida, Fabales, Fabaceae. Gene Ontology annotation, molecular function: zinc ion binding; nucleic acid binding. The record is from RefSeq and is a predicted model, not a curated record.
CGUGGGAAGAAGAAAACCCUUCGGAUUUGCACCACCGCCGCUAGCAAGCAAGCAAACAUUGAAGAGUGGUAGUAGCUGCGGCGAGAGAGACAGUGAUGGUUAGCCAAAGGCAGCGACUCGCUCGUAAGCGAUUCAAAGCAGAGCACCCCGAGCUCUUUCCAAAGCCCGAGCCCACGCCCCCAAAAGACCCUGACAAGAAAAAGAAGAAGAAAAACAGCGCCUUCAAGCGCAAAAGGCCCGACUCAAAGCCCGGCUCCAGGAAACGCCUUCUCCGAGUCCCCGGCAUGAAGCCCGGCGAUACCUGUUUCAUCUGCAAGGCCGUUGACCACAUCGCCAAGCUCUGUCCCCAAAAAGCCGAAUGGGAGAAAAACAAGAUUUGUUUGCGGUGUCGACGACGCGGUCACAGGGCUAAGAAUUGCCCUGCGGUGCAAGAUGCCGCCAAUGAUGGCAAGUAUUGUUAUAAUUGCGGGGAAACUGGUCACUCUCUCUCACAAUGUCCGCACCCUCUUGAACAAGGAGGGACAAAGUUUGCUGAGUGCUUUGUCUGUAAUCAACGUGGACACUUGAGUAAAAACUGUCCUCAAAAUACUCAUGGCAUUUAUCCAAAGGGUGGUUCUUGUAAAAUAUGUGGUGGUGUGACACAUUUGGCAAGGGAUUGUCCAGACAAAGGGAAGAAAGGAUUUGUUGCUGCUAAUGGGCCUUUUGAUGGAUCGAUGAGAACAGAAGUAAGACCCUGUGGUCAGGUUACCAAAUUUAUCAGCGGGGAUGAUAUUGAAGAUGACUUCAUGGCAGAUGACAUGCAUAGUGCAGACAAGAAAAAGUCAGCAAAGUCAACAGAUGGCCAUGUAAAACCAAAGAAGAAGGGUCCUAAAGUUGUGAACUUUAAUUGAGGGUAGUUACCUCUUAAUGUGUUGUGCCGAUAUUGGUUCCCACUCUCCAUUUUGUCUCCGUUGCAAUGUGCAGAAUCGCUUCCAGAAUGAAUGUAACGGCUCCCUGCAAAGUCUUGGUUUGCAUAAAAGUAAGGAGAAUCACAAAGUCUUGAGUAUGAUGUCUCAUUGUUGAUCAUAAUUUUUUCGGUAUUUGUAGAAGGUAACUACAAAUGUAACAAUAUUAUUGGUACAAUUACUAGUUUAUUACUUUAUUGUCUUUACUUAGUCGAUCGACUUCUGUUGCCUUA